This is a messenger RNA of Ambispora leptoticha, 855 nucleotides long. The record is from the annotation of a GenBank genome assembly. NCBI's taxonomy places the organism in Eukaryota, Fungi, Glomeromycota, Glomeromycetes, Archaeosporales, Ambisporaceae.
AUGCUCGAUACUUAUUUUUUUGAACAACAAGAUGGCUCACGAAUUGCAUACAAGAUUCUUGAAUCGCGCAAGUUGGAAGAUUUGAAAAAUGAACCUCCACUUGUGUUAAUCAUGGGAUUGUGGGCUACUAAAGAGCUUUUUAUGGGUCUAGAAGAAGAAUUGGCCAAACAUCGAAAAGUAAUCUUGUUUGAUAACCGUGGCAUGGGAGAAUCGAGUGUUCUUAAUGCUAAUGAUCCGAUCUCGAUUGAUUUGAUGGCGCAAGAUACAAUUGCAUUGGUCAAGCAUCUUGGAAUUAAACGAUUUAAUCUGUUGGGAUACUCUAUGGGAGGUUCUAUUGCACUUAGCGUUGCCUUGAACGUUCCAUCGGAUCUUAAACUGGAGAAACUGAUUCUUUGCGCAUGGCAUUAUAACUUAGCAGAAUUUGAUUACCCGAAAAGCGUCCAAGAACAAAAGGACAUGCUCAUGAAAAUUUUUGAAAAAGGAGCCGCUGAUUAUAUGCUUGAGCAUCCGGACAAGUUUGAUAAAUUUGUAGAAAUUGCGUUCAAAAUUCGUCGUCCACAUGAGAUUUUCAAACGACAAUGGGAGGCUAUAAAACAUAUGGAUUUUGUUUCGAGAUUCCAAGCAAUCAAAGUGCCAACUUUAAUAAUUCAUGGUGAAGACGACGAAAUAAUUCCUAUUCAGCAAAGUGAAUUGCUUGCUCGUGAAAUUCCUAAGAACAAGUUUUUGAGGAUCCCAAACGUUGGACAUUCCAGCGAAGGGGGAAGAAUCGUACGCGAUUCUGGCAGAGUAUCGAAUUUAAAAUAUAAUAAUAAGAGUUUGAAAACAAUUAAACGAAAAAAGUUCCUCGAAGGAUAA